This is a messenger RNA of Hypanus sabinus (Atlantic stingray), 2434 nucleotides long. RefSeq names its product targeting protein for Xklp2-like. The transcript has 5 exons. The coding region runs from base 1511 to 2185 and encodes 224 amino acids. The record is from RefSeq and is a predicted model, not a curated record. NCBI's taxonomy places the organism in Eukaryota, Metazoa, Chordata, Chondrichthyes, Myliobatiformes, Dasyatidae.
GACAAUGAAAUGUCUUUUGUCCGCGUUGACUCCCUGUCAUUUACAUCCUCGGCAGAAGUCACAGAAAAUUCCUUCUCCCACUUUGGCAGUGCUGCAUUGUCGCCAGACUUAUUGGAUGCUGAGGAUAUUUCAGACUCUGGGGAAGAUAUCCAGGAGCCUGAAGAGCCAAACUCAACAAUUUACAAACUGCUUCUUCCCCUCUGCGAUCAAACUUCGGAAUGGUCUAUGAACACUACCUCUUUUGCACUGUUUUUAUUUCAACUUGGAGAUUUUGUUAUGCCUGCACUGCACCAGUGACAGAAACCAACAAAUGCCAUGACUUGUACCAGAAACAUUAAAUCUAAUUGUGGAAAUCCUGAAAUAAAAACAAUAUCAGAAAUAUUCAGCAGGUAAGGCAUAAUUUGUGGAAAUGAACAUGAGUAAUACUUCAGAAUUCAAAGUAAAACUUGUUAUCAGAGUACAGGCAUAUUACCACAUACAACACUUUUUUUCUGUGGGUGUAUUCUACAAAUCUGUAGAACAGUAAUUGUAAACAAGAUAAACUAUACAAAUGCAAAUAUAAAGAGCACGAAACAACAAAACAUUCCUUCUAGUGAGACCAUUGGUUGUCGGAUCACCACAAAUACAAUGAGUGUAGCUAUCCCCUUUUUUUCAAGAGCCUGAUGGUUGACGGGUAGUUAAUAUUCUUGAACCUGGUGGUGCGAGUCCUGAAGCACUUGUGCCCUCUUCCUGAGGGUGGUAGCGGCAAGUAAAGAGCAUAGCCUGGAUGGUUAGGAUCUUUGGGUGCUGCUUUUCUAUGGCAUUGUUUCCUGUAGAUAUGCUCAAUGGUUGGAAGGCUUUUACUCGGUGAUGUACUGGACUGAAUCCAUUAUCUUUUGUAGGAUUUUCUGCUCAAAGGCAUUAAUGUUCCAAUACCAGGCUGUAAUGCAGCCAGUCAACACACAUUCCACCACACAUCUAUAGAAGUUUAUCAAAGUUCUUGAUGACAUGCUGAAUCUCUGCAGACUCCUGAGGAAGUAGGGGUGCUUUCUUUACAAUUUUAUUUGUAUGAUGAGUCCAGGUCAUGUCCAUGAAACAUAUUUUCACUUCUUCUAAACUUGUCUGAUUCCCAAAUGUACAUGCAUGAAUUGCGACCCCUGCUUUCACUCUGCGCCCUGCUUUAAUGAAUACUGUACUAAAAUUCCAACGUUAAUCUUUCUCUGCCUCAUGCUGGCUUCUUUGGACAGAAGUCUAUGCUUAAGACUGUGGGACUUCCUCAUCUCCCAGAAUCACUUCUAGUAUUUUGGUUUCUCACAAUCUAGCCAUAUCUGUUGAUGUAAUAUUGCCAUCAUUUAUUGUCCCCACUAACUUGCACCAAAUACUCCACCCCUGAAAUUGCAGCAUUUAGUUCUGAUCAAGAUUUAUGAUUCAAAACAAACUUUAUUUGCUCCACAGAUGCUUCUUUCACGUUUCUGGCAUCACCUUUGAUUUCCAGUUCCUUUAAUUCAGAUGCCUGGAAACUGUUCAAUAAAUGUCUAAUGUGGGAAGAUUAUUACAAUCAGUUGACCACUUCGAUAUCAUUCUGAAUUCUUGCUUUGAUAAAAAUAAAUCCUAUUUUAUCAGGGACACCUCAACUACUACAGCAGGGAAUCGUGAGGAAUUUAUGAUACACCGAAGGCCAAGGCUGACACAACCCAAGACUCCAAUGGUACUCAAGCGAAGCAAAACGAACCAAAGGUCAAUGAGUUCCGAAGAACGAGAGCUGUUACUAAUUUCUCAGUUACAAAGAGAAACGGAAGAGCACAGAAAGCUCAAUGAGGCAAUGUACCUUUCAAUUUUUUUCAGAGGUCGCAUCACAACAAGAUCUUCAGUUCCAGCUGCUGACACUCUAUCUAAAGCCAGCUUACCCAGAGUGCAACAAGAAUACAAAGAGUUUAACUUUGUCAAUGAACUCCGCAAAUAUCCACUAUUGACACCAAUGAAGAAAGAGUGCACAGUACCAAAGCCAUUCUCCCUAUUAACAAGUGCAAGGAAAGAGUGCAGAAAGACAUGUGUCGACCAGUAUGUCUCAGUGGCAGAGUACAUUAACAAACUUCAACACUAUACACAGCCAAGAAGCCGCAGACGGCCCAUUUGCCAGGAAACAUCAGCUAAUGUACUUGACUGUAUCCAGGCUCCAGUUCCUGAUACGCCAUCUGAAAUCUGAUCUAACCAGUCCUUCCAUGGUUUGGUCCUUUUCAAAAUCUGGUUCAUUGAUGAAUAUUUGAAACGUUUGGAUUUUUGAAUGAAAUUACAUCACACUAUUCAGGUUAACUAAGUUGGGCGUUUUACUGGACAGUACUAAAAUAUUUUAUAUAGUGUGCUAUUUUUACCCAUUGGGUGAAUUCACACUGCAUGACCUGAAUUGUUAGAGCAAUAGAUUUUUUUCUGACAAUAAGACAUUCACUGUUGUAAU